This is a messenger RNA of Falco peregrinus (peregrine falcon), 1883 nucleotides long. It is a transcript of the gene ENTPD2, whose product is annotated as ectonucleoside triphosphate diphosphohydrolase 2. The transcript has 9 exons. Lineage: Eukaryota; Metazoa; Chordata; Aves; Falconiformes; Falconidae. The coding region runs from base 75 to 1565 and encodes 496 amino acids. Gene Ontology annotation, molecular function: GDP phosphatase activity; UDP phosphatase activity. Gene Ontology annotation, cellular component: plasma membrane. Gene Ontology annotation, biological process: nucleoside diphosphate catabolic process. The record is from RefSeq and is a predicted model, not a curated record.
GUGGGGGAGGAGGAGCAGCAGGAGCCGCCGCAGCCGCCGCGGAGCCGCUCACCUGCCUCCGCUCCGGUCCCGCCAUGGCCCGCCGGGUCGCCGCCAUCCUCCUGCUUCUCUCCCUCGGCUGCCUCCUGGGCAUCCUCCUGCUCUGCCUCGGCUCCGGGGACAUGCGGGGCCCGCCGCAGUUCAAGUACGGCAUCGUGCUGGACGCCGGGUCCUCUCACACGGCCAUGUUCGUCUACAAGUGGCCUGCAGACAAGGAGAACAACACCGGGGUGGUCAGCGAGCACAGCAUGUGUGAUGUGGAGGGUCCUGGCAUCUCCAGCUACAGCUCCAACCCUCCAGCUGCUGGGACGAGCUUGGUGCACUGCCUGAACCAGGCUCUGAGAGACGUGCCCAAGGAGAAGCAUGCGGGCACCCCACUCUACCUGGGCGCCACAGCCGGCAUGCGCCUGCUCAACAUUACAAACCCGCAGGCUUCGGACACCGUCCUCAGCGCCGUGGCAGCCACGCUGAAGUCGUACCCCUUCAGUUUCCGGGGGGCAAAGAUCCUGUCGGGGGAAGAGGAAGGGGUCUUUGGCUGGGUCACCGCAAACUACCUCCUGGAGAACUUCAUCAAGCGUGGGUGGCUUGGGGAAUGGAUCCAGCCCCAGAAGAAGACCCUGGGGGCCAUGGACUUUGGGGGUGCUUCUACACAGAUCACCUUUGAAACCAGGGACACCAUCGAAGACCCCAGAAACGAGGUGAUGCUGAAGCUGUAUGGCCAGGCAUACAAAGUGUACACGCACAGCUUCCUCUGCUACGGAAGGGACCAGGUUCUCAAGAGGCUGCUCUCAAAGCUCCUCCAGGCAGAGAGGUACCAAGCAACUGUCUCCCAUCCCUGCUGGCCCACAGGCUACCACAAGAGCCUGUUGCUGAGCAGCGUCUACGACAGCCCCUGCACAGAAAAGGAGAGGCCGAGCUUUGCCCUCAACACCACUGUCACCGUGGUCGGCACCGGGAAUGGGAGCCUCUGCACUCUGCAUGUCAGCAAGCUCUUCAACUUCGCCACCUGCUCCUUCUCCCGCUGCUCCUUUGAUGGCAUUUUCCAGCCGGAGGUUUCAGGAAACUUCAUCGCCUUCUCUGCCUUCUUCUACACGGUGGACUUCAUCCAGACAGUGAUGGGGAGACCCGUGCGCUUGCCCAGUGACCUGAAGGAUGCUGCUGAGACUAUCUGUGCCACCAGCUGGAGUGAGUUGCUCCAGAAAGCCCCCAAGCUGGAGAAGAGGCUGCCGGAUUACUGCGCUGUCAGCACAUUUGUUUAUUUGCUCAUGACCAAAGGCUACAAUUUCAACAACCAUUCCUUCCCCAACAUUGCCUUCCAGAAGAAGGCAGGAGAAACCUCCAUCGGCUGGGCGCUGGGCUACAUGCUGAACCUCACCAACAUGAUCCCAGCAGAGACGCCCUCUUCCCACAAAAGCAUGCUGUACAACUACUGGGUCAUCCUCAUCCUGCUCUUUGUGGUCACCACCCUGACAUCCCUGGCAACUGCUGUCUGCCUGCUCCGGCGCAGCAAGUCCAGUGCAAUCUAACAGCAGGGACAGUGUGGGCCUUGUCUGCAGGACCCAGCACCAUCCUGCUGGAGUCUCCACAGCCUGAACAUUUGGGAUGCAGCAAGUGCUUGGAGACAUCUUCCUUCAAUACCUGACACUGCCUGUCCCAGAAGGAAAGCUGUCCCUUUUUGCCCUCCCCUGGCUUUCAAGCCGCAGAAAGGGAGGGACAGAAGAGGACCGCUGACCCUGCAGGAGAAUGGCUUGAGGGUUUUCCAAUGCUACUCAGGGAUGGACCCUGGAGCAGGCUCGGAAUAUGGAUGUUCAGACCUGGGGCAUCUUUCUACCACCAGACCUGGG